CUUUGAGCUGCGGUGAGGAGGUUUGGCGUAGGUGGGCUUCCGUCCACCUCCCUCCGGCGUCAUGGCCGCGGCCGCGUUCGGGCUGUGGCGGGAGCAGCGCCUGGCGCGGGCGGACACGAGCCGGAAGGGCCGCCUGGACCUGCCCGUCGCGGGCCUCGUGCAGCUGCUCAACAGCCAGGACCGGUUCUGCACCACGAGCUCGUGCGCCGGCCGCGUGCUCCUCGUGCAGACCCCGCCCGCCGCCGCCGAUAGCAGCGGCUAUGAAGUACAGAAGAAGAACUGCGUCUGGCUCAUGGUAACACAUCACAUGUGCACCAAAGAGGAGGUGAUGACUGCAUUGCAGAAAGCCACUGGUGACGCUAUUUUCAAAUUUGAACCAUUUGUUCUCCAUGUGCUGUGUCGAGAAUUGCAAGAUGCACAACUUCUGCAUUCAGCAGCUAUAAAUUCUGGAUUCAGGAACUCUGGCAUUACAGUUGGCAGAAGAGGGAAAAUUAUGAUGGCUGUUCGGAGCACUCAUUGUUUAGAAGUUCCAUUAAGCCAGAUGGGGAAAUUGAUGGUCACUGAAGAAUAUGUUGACUUCCUAGUACAGAUAGCUAAUCGGAAGAUGGAAGAGAACUUGAAGAGGAUUGACAGGUUUUACAGCUGCCUGCAGUUGGCUUUGAAAACCCAACAUGGCUCUAGUAGCUCACUUUGUGAAACAGUCAAGACAUGUUCUACACACAGUUGCAGGAGCAAAAGAAAACCAGAUAAAGCAUGUGAUGUGAUCGCCUCUCCAGACAGUAACUCCUUUUGUGAAACAGUUCAAACCUAUUCUGUGUACGUUCGCAGGAGAAAAAGAAACACAGAUAAUGUGCAUGGUGUGAAUACCUCUCCAGAUGACGAUGAAGAUUCAGAAAGUGAAGACGACCCAGAAAUCAAUCUUAAUAUUUUUGAGGAAAUAUAUUGACAUGGGAUAUUAUCUCCUUGUUAAUAUAUGCCUAGAAGUAUGAAAACAUUGCAAGCAUACUGAUAUUUGUACUGCUCUUUAUAAGAGCUUUUAAACUUCUGUGUUCUGGGAAACAAUGCUAUUGUGGAAGUUUUACCAUGAGGACAAUAUUCACUAAAGCCACUAAUAAAACAAAUGUGACAGGUUCUGAGUUGUAUAUAAAAUGCUACAGAAAUGCACCUUCUAAAAAUAAAGUAUCUUUAUAUUUUAAAGACAAA
Alligator mississippiensis (American alligator) is the source of this 1203-nucleotide messenger RNA. RefSeq names its product tRNA-yW synthesizing protein 3 homolog (gene TYW3). The transcript has 6 exons. Lineage: Eukaryota; Metazoa; Chordata; Crocodylia; Alligatoridae. Gene Ontology annotation, cellular component: cytoplasm. Gene Ontology annotation, molecular function: tRNA methyltransferase activity. Gene Ontology annotation, biological process: tRNA methylation. The record is from RefSeq and is a predicted model, not a curated record. The coding region runs from base 62 to 946 and encodes 294 amino acids.